CCCGGCCCCGGCGGGGCGGAGCGAGGCGGAGCGAGGCGGCCCCGGCGGCUCCCGGCCCCUCGCCCGCCGCGCCGAGCGAGCGAGGCUCUUCCGGGCAGCGGGGCCAGAGCGGCGCGGGGCCGGGGCCGGGGAUUGCGUGACAGCAGCACCGAUUCCAGGCCUGCAAGAGACAAGGCUCCCUGCUGCAGGAUCAUCACUUCCAGGGGAGGAAAUUGCCAGAUAACUCCAAGAGCUUUUGAAGAUGGCACCAUCUCUCCCAUUAAAUAUUAAUAUCAAGGAGCCUCGAUGGGAUCAAAGCACUUUUGCUGGACGAGCCAAUCACUUCUUCACUGUCACAGACCCCAGGAAUAUUUUGUUAUCCAAUGCCACACUGGAAAAGGCAAAAAAAAUUGUGCAUGAUUACAGACAAGGUAUUGUGGCACCUGGCUUGACAGAAGAUGAGCUGUGGAGAGCAAAAUACAUUUAUGAUUCAGCCUUUCACCCCGACACUGGGGAGAAGAUGUUCGUGAUCGGCCGAAUGUCUGCCCAGGUGCCCAUGAACAUGACUAUCACAGGCUGCAUGAUGACCUUCUACAGAACGACACCAGCGGUGCUUUUCUGGCAGUGGAUCAACCAGUCCUUCAAUGCUAUAGUGAACUACACCAACAGGAGUGGGGAUGCCCCCAUCUCUGUCAGCCAGCUGGGAACUGCCUAUGUUUCUGCCACCACAGGUGCUGUCGCUACAGCCUUAGGACUUAAUUCCCUAGCUAAGCGCGUCUCGCCUCUCGUAGGGAGGUUUGUUCCUUUUGCUGCUGUUGCUGCUGCCAACUGCAUCAAUAUUCCACUAAUGAGACAAAGGGAAAUCAAGUUUGGAAUUCCUGUCACGGAUGAGAAUGGAAAAAGAGUGGGUGAGUCAUCCAAAGCAGCUCAGCAGGCAAUUGCCCAGGUGGUGAUAUCCAGGAUCCUGAUGGCUGCUCCUGGCAUGGCAAUUCCUCCAUUCAUAAUGAAUACCCUGGAAAAGAAAGCCUUUUUAAAGAAAUUUCCUUGGAUGAACGCUCCCGUUCAGGUUGGAAUAGUUGGAUUCUGUCUCGUGUUUGCAACUCCCCUGUGUUGUGCACUGUUUCCUCAGAAAAGUUCCAUGGCGGUGUCACGCUUGGAGCCAGAUUUGCGAGCCAAGAUCCAAGCCAGCCACCGUGGCCUAGACCGUGUAUACUUCAAUAAAGGAUUAUAAUUCAAGGAAGGCAAAGUAUCUUUCAAGGAGGAACUUACGAACUUAUUUUUUUGAAUUGUGUGCCAACAUAGACAAGAACACCUUUAUCUUGUUCUUUUGUUAAACAGGUUGAUCAUCUGCGUUAUUUUACAGUUGAAGACUUUCCUCAGUAUAGUGUUUAAAUCACAUAAGGUCACUUUGUCCACUUUGGUAUUGUUUGAAAGUUUAAACAUACAUAUCCAGAGAUGUUUACAUAAGUCUCAAGCAGCUACAAUAACAAUAAAGAAGCGCACAAUGAAAACCAGAUGCUAUUAUAUUGGAUUUGCCACCUGUUCCAGUAACAGCGGGGUAGGGACCUCCUUUUCAAAAGUCAUAGAGCAACUGAACGGAGUUGCCAGCCUCUGGUAGCCGCAGGACGGGUGGCUGAACGUGUCAGGAUGUUGUGCAGGAAGGGCUUUUUGCCAGGAGGCUGAUUGGGCUGCAGGUUCUCCCUGUUGGCACAGAAGCGUUUCUUGAGGGCGGAGGUGGGCGGCGCCUGCAGCCUCUGCACCGUGUGGUACUGCUCAGCAAUGCAGGCCGCCUUCUUGCGCAGGUCCAGCUUCACCAGCACCAUGUUGUUCUGCAGCUCUGCCAGGGUCUGGUCCUGAAAACAAGAUACAAAUAUAUUUUUAAAAUAUCAAAAUAAAAGCCCAUAGAAAUAAAAGCCCAUUCCGAGUUGGAGCAGAUCUUAA
Messenger RNA from Zonotrichia leucophrys gambelii, 1920 nucleotides. RefSeq names its product sideroflexin 1 (gene SFXN1). Bases 242 to 1210 code for a protein of 322 amino acids. Gene Ontology annotation, biological process: serine import into mitochondrion; monoatomic ion transport. The record is from RefSeq and is a predicted model, not a curated record. The transcript has 12 exons. Gene Ontology annotation, cellular component: mitochondrial inner membrane. NCBI's taxonomy places the organism in Eukaryota, Metazoa, Chordata, Aves, Passeriformes, Passerellidae. Gene Ontology annotation, molecular function: monoatomic ion transmembrane transporter activity.